Molecule: messenger RNA, 1251 nt
Organism: Letharia lupina
Lineage: Eukaryota; Fungi; Ascomycota; Lecanoromycetes; Lecanorales; Parmeliaceae
Exons: 7
Coding region: 1-1251 (416 amino acids)
Molecular function (GO): oxidoreductase activity, acting on CH-OH group of donors; flavin adenine dinucleotide binding
Source: RefSeq, a predicted model, not a curated record
AUGACUACUCAUAUUGACCCAUUUUCUUCCGCAGCUACUCAUUUCGACUACUUGAUUGCCGGAGGUGGCACUGCAGGCCUCACGCUGGCAGCGCGGCUGACGGAGGAUCCAGAUAUUACUGUCGGCGUUUUUGAGGUCGGCCUCGACCGAACUGAUGAUCCCAAUGUCCUCACUCCUGGAUUCACGCCCACCAUACUCACGGCAACGAUCGCGUUGUUGACCAUCCGCGUCGAAAGUCAGCUUGAAGGAUCUAGCGCCAUCAGUUUUAGUUCUUGGACCCACACGUCUCAACAAGACAUCGACGACUGGGGCCAACUUGGCAAUCCUGGGCGGUUCUGGAAGGAACUCUUCCCAUACUUCCUCAAAUCGGAGAACUACAACGCUCCACCCACUAGUGUACCGGAACAGGUCGACACCACCUUCAUCGGAUCGCAUCUUCAUGGUGAAAAUAGCCCGGUCCAAGACUUCUUUUCAUCUUUUUACGGAGAAGUCACGUUUGAAUCGCUACGUAACGAGACCUUUGUUGCAAAUGCCCUUGCGGAUCAGAUUCUUGUCGCUUUGAACAAAGGACCCAUCCCACAGUCUCUUCUCCACGCACCAUCUCGGAGCAAAAUCUCAGGCCAACCAAAGAAAGAUGCGCUCAUCCUCCAAAAGCUCCUCGACGCCAACGAAGAAGGCUUGCAAGAACCUGGCAACCACUUCUCCAUGCUCACAGACCUUGAAACCCCCUUUCCUCGUGGCAGUGUACAUAUCGUAUCUGCAGAUCCCACCGUCUACCCGUCCAUCGAUCCAAACUAUCCCUCCCACCCUCUCGACCUCAUCGUCAUCUCACAAGCUAUGUUGCAUUUACAGCAAGUCGCUGGCACGGCACCACUACCGACGCAUCUUAAGGAAGGUGGUCGUGUCUUCCAGCCAGGCUUCCAUGAGCUUGACGAGCAGAAUGUGAAGGCUUUUGUGAGGAACAGUUUCAGCAGUGAGUAUCAUCCAAUCGGUACCUGCGCUAUGAGACCGAGGGAGGAGGGUGGAGUGGUAAGUGAGAGGAUGGUGGUGCAUGGAACGAGGGAUUUGAGCGUUUUGGAUGCGAGUGUCUUCCCUUUGCAGGGGAUGCGCGGGUUGCGGAGGACUUUGGUGGUGCUGGGGGUUGCGAAGAUAGGGAGGAGGAGGAGGAGUGGCAGGAUCAUUGGGGGGUGGUUGAUGUUUGGGGAGGGGGGCGGGGGGGGCUCUGAUGGGGAGGUGGGACGGAGAUGGUAG